AUGGACGGAGGAUAUGCACUUAUUUAUCCUAAUAAUACGGGUUCAGCAACCAUUUCAACAACUCCUCUUACUCCACAGUUUGGAAUUUACUGCAUGUUAUUAAGAUACGGAAAAGAAAUCACACAAGGGCCAAUCGUACUUUAUCAAACUUUGACUCCAAUAAAUGUUCUUUUACUUGAUUGUGAUUUUACUUAUGUAGGAGUUGGACAAACUUGUAUGAUAAUUGCAAGCUCUACAUUAACUGAUAAAACAUUUAUUAAAAUUGAUUUCCUUUCAUCUGGAACUGUAUAUAAUAUUACUACUUUUCAGAGUUCAGAAAUUACCACAGAUUAUAGUAUUCAAUCAUUAAGAUAUGGAGGUUAUUUCUCAUAUUAUGGAGUACAAAAUAUUAAGAAAAACUUUGAAAUUAAUGGUUAUAUUAUGGAUUACUACGGUAACCUCUUUAAUUGGGGCCUUACAUAUCCCACGUUGGCAAAUCCUAUAGCUGAUAUUUUAGUUUUACCAAAUAACACACUUGUAAUUCCUCAACCAGAGGGAGAAAAAAGUUGGUCUUUGAUCACUUCUGAUUUGUAUAAAAUUGAGGGGGUACGAGACCAUGGUUAUGAUAAUUUACAUAUCGAUACCACAAUUCCUAAAAUUGGUGACGUUAUAAACCCGUCUGAAACUAAAUUUCUCAUAAUUAAAUAUUAUAAUAAAGUUGAUUUAUCACCAAAUCGUAAUGUUACAAUUUUACAAGAUGAUGGUACUAGUCAUGGUAUUAUACGUCAAAUGACGUCUAUGACUUCUACUGGCAACGAUGGAUACGAUAAAUUUGUGAAUCUUAUUGAUGAUGAAUUUGGUUCUAUUAUUAACAUUACAAUAAUUGAUAGUACGUUCAAUAAGCCUGGUGGAAAAUAUUAUGUUUUAAUUGAUGAUGGUUUUGCAAGUAGUAGAGGUUAUCAUGAACCUAUUAUUGGUAUACAGAGUAGCGCUUGGAACUUUACAACUAUUCAAGAAGAUGAUCAUGAAUCAACUAGCAUAAAAGAAAUAUAUCAAAAAAAGGUAAACUCUGCUGGUAUUAGCGGAAAAGUUCGAUUGACUUCAGAAGGAACAAAUUAUUUUAAAAGUAUUAAAGAUGACAAACUUAAAUAUAAAGAAUUUUUUGAUAAUUUAACACGAGAAUUGGCUAAAGCAAUUCCUGUUAGUACAGAACGAGUAACUACAAGUGAAAAAUAUGAAAUUGAUACUUCAGUUUCUUCAGAACAAUAUAUUUUAUCUAUUAAUAUUGAAAAAGCAAAGAAUAAAGAUGAAAUAUCAGUUAAUUUAGCAGCUAUUGAUUUAGAUACUUUAAUAAAGAAUAAAUUCAUCACUCUUAUUGGAUCUGGAGUAUAUUCAAAUUAUUUGGAUCAUAAAUAUGGAUAUGUAACCAAACCCAGGUGGAUAGAAGAAAAUUUGAAAAAACUUAUUAUAACAGUCUUACUUAAUAUCGGACUCUUAUCAUUUUCUGCAAAGGAAAAAAAUUAUGCAAUUUAUACGUGUGGUAAUUCUAUUGAAAAAUUCGUGACGACAAUUUUUUUUACUAGUAUAGAUGCAGGACAUAUUGAAAAAAUUUUUAAUAUAAGUAUUUUCCUUGUGACAUUUCCGUUUGUCGUAAAUUUGGGGGUUGCGUUUAUAAUUAUAAUCAAUGAAUUUAUGAGAACCGACCUCACAGAUUUAUUAAUAAAAAUUGAUGAACUUAUUGAUAAACUAUUAAAUGAAGAAGUAUCCGACGAUUCUGAUUCUACAAAAGAAUUAAUAGUUGAUAAUGACAAUGUAACAAAAUCAGAUGAAGUGAGUAAAGAAUUGAAAAAAGUUAUAAGAGAGCUAAUAAUAAAUGAAGAUUUAGAAAAACUUAAUAAACUCAUGGAAGAAAUAAAAAUAGUUGACGAAAUUAUCGUAAAAGAAAAAAAUGAUAAUACAGAAAAUGAAACAAUAAAUAAUACAGAAGUAAAAAAUAUUAAAGAAAAAUUAAAAGUAAUUAAUAAACUUAUAAGUAAAAUAAUGCAAUUUGAGGAUUUUGCAGAAGAAUUAAAAGAAGUUGAAAACCUCUCAGAAAACUUGGUCAGAAAAGUGAACAGUUUUACAGUUAAAUCAGAAGAAAUCGAACAACUUGCAGAAGAAUUAAAUAAAAUUAGGGUGCUUACAAAAAAAUUAAAAGAAGUUAAGAAAUUUGCAGAAGAAGUAAGCAUAUUUGUAGAUAAAAGGAAAUUAGAAGACAUUCUUAUAAAAGGAGAAUUAAAAAACAUUAAAAAUUUCGCCGAUAAAUUAAAUAGUCGUGUAAAAGACGAAAAAGACGACGAUGCAGAAGAUGAUAUAGAGGAAGUAGAAAAUGAGGAUAGAAAUAAUAAUGAAAACGAGGAAAAAAUUAAGAAAUGGAGUUUAUUAAAUAUAAUAAAUGGAAUAAAGGAAAAAAGGAGUCACUCAAUAAAGCAAAAAAAGGGAUAUCAAAAAUUUUCAAAAUGGUUAAAAGAUAGUAAAGAACAUCGAAAAGUAACAGCACUAUUCGUUUUAUUAGCAGGGGUUAACAUUACAUAUUUAAGAUUACUUGGUUCAAAGAUGACAAUUCCAUGGUUUAACAUUUAUUUGAAUGCUAAAUUAUCUCAUGCGGCAAAACGUAAAAUGAUAUGGGGAGUAUUCAUUAGCGCUAUUAUUGGAGAUAUUUCUUUAAUCAUUCUUCAAGCCUAUAAGAUGAGAUGA
Molecule: messenger RNA, 2715 nt
Organism: Rhizophagus irregularis DAOM 181602=DAOM 197198
Lineage: Eukaryota; Fungi; Glomeromycota; Glomeromycetes; Glomerales; Glomeraceae
Source: RefSeq, a predicted model, not a curated record